This is a messenger RNA of Perca fluviatilis (European perch), 3708 nucleotides long. RefSeq names its product NACHT, LRR and PYD domains-containing protein 1b allele 3. Gene Ontology annotation, cellular component: THO complex part of transcription export complex. Bases 870 to 2372 code for a protein of 500 amino acids. The transcript is spliced from 18 exons. Lineage: Eukaryota; Metazoa; Chordata; Actinopteri; Perciformes; Percidae. Gene Ontology annotation, biological process: mRNA export from nucleus; signal transduction; regulation of DNA-templated transcription elongation. The record is from RefSeq and is a predicted model, not a curated record. Gene Ontology annotation, molecular function: protein binding.
GCUGUGAACGGCGCAGUUAUGAAUGGCAUGAUGUGAAGAUUUAUGUUAAAUUUGUGCGUGCACACAAACAGCGUUUAUAAGAGGAAACAAAGUACAUCCACAUCUCAAUGCAAAACGGCUGUUUUCAUUUUGGAUUUUUAGGAAACCAUGAGCGCCUGUUUUGGGUAUUAACCCAUACUUUGUUUUGCUUUGCUGAAGGGAUGGGACGCUGCACCCAAAGGGACAAGUGAAAAGAAGUAGUUCAGCCACGAGGGCUCCGAUGACCAUUCUUGCGCCAAUUAACUGCCUAUAGCCCUUUAACGAGACACUGAUAGCCGAUGAUAGGGUCGUAUUGCCUUUCAGGUGCUUUUAUGCGCAGCCGCUGCACGCUGUGGAACAACAGAAAGCAUAACAGGAUUUGGUUACAGGAUGGUGGCGGAGAUGGCGAGCUGCGGAGCGGCUUGUCACCUGGAGGACGGAGACGGAGAUAUCCCUGCACCUGGAAACAAAGGGAAGCGGCCUAGCCAGGGUGAAGAGGGAUGUCUGCUGGCUCAGAUGAGGCAGCAGCAGCAGCAGAGAAAGAGAUUGGCCAUAGGAGGCAUAUGAGGACAAGGAGAGAGAAAUGGAAAAGGGAGAGUGCAGAGAGAGGUGAUGCAGACAGAUCGAGCGGAGUAGAAGAGAGAGAUUGAUGAGGCAGGUGCUGCAAGUGGAGCAGCGAUAUGGCAGCAUAUGCUUGUUAGUCUAAGAUAAAACUCUGUGGGCCAGAGAGGAUGGGCUCCAUCCAUUAGGCGGCCAGGCACUCAGCCAGAUGGCCCAGUCCAUGGACAUUCACUGCUGCUGGGAAGAAAGCAGCAGCAGCAGCAGCAGCGCCUCUGGACCAAUCUGUAUAAAUGUGCCAGAAUGAUAACCUGACAGAAAGUGACAGCAGCAGUUCAGAGAACACAGGAACGUCCACUGAGGACAGCUCAGAGGAGGAAGAGGAGGAUGAGGAUUCUGAAGGCUGUGCUGAGAAGGACGGAGGAGAGGAAGACGAUGAAGAGGCCCAUGCAGAGGGUUCUAACAAUGAUUCAGUCCCUGGACCUGUAGUAGAGGUUUCAAAUGGGAAAGAUGAAAGGCCCUUCAAAUUAUGCUGUGAAAAAUGCAAAGCUAUCCAGCAGAGCCAUGGCACUGAGCUUGUUACCCCCAGUAGGAUCUCUAAGGGGCGAUUCCAGGUGCAGCUGGAAGGAGAGGGCACAUACGAGUGUUCGGUCACCGGCCUGGUGUUUGAAGCAUCGGAGCGGGUCCUCGUGCGGUACUCGGUCUUGUCCUGGUCCAAGUUUGGCGCAUUCCUCCGGGACUCCUGGAAAUUUGCUGGACCAAUCUUUAACGUGGACACAGUCCAUAAGGACGCGUCUGUCCUCACAUCCAUCCAGUUCCCUCACUCAGUCUGCCUUGCCGAUCCAGAAAAGGAGAUGACAUUCAGUGUCCUGCACAUAAAGGACAACCGUCCACUCAUCGAGCCGACAGUGGACCACUCAGGUAGCCACGUUAAGUGGAAUGUGACGUCCCUGUCACCCGUGGGUCCCAUCAUUCAGACGAGCCAAUCUGUAGAGCGCCAUGGGGUGGUCCUGGUCUACAAGCAGCUGGGCAGUGACAACAACAACUACAGCUUCCACGUCUACUUGGCCACCAACAGUGCAUCCGACAUCAAGGAUAUAGGCAAGCAGGUGCGGUGCUACAAAAAUCGCUACAAAAAGAUAGAGAAGCCUCCCACAUGUAAACUGGAUGAGGGGAUGUAUCGACUCCUGAGCGAGCCAGAGGGAGAGAUCAAACCUCAGGAUUUGAAAUUCACUCUUGCGGUGACUAAGAUGAAAGGCUACUUCGAAGCGUUCUUUGAGCAGCCUCCUCCCUUUAAACUGUCUCUCAUAGAGAUUAACACUGAGGAGACUGUAUGGUCCGCCACCAUCAGAGAAGGGGACUGUGUGGAUAACACUGAAAAGAAGCCAAGGAAAAGGACGAGCAGCAGACAGAGGAGCAGCAGCCCCUCAGAAGAAGAAACAACCUGUAAAAGGCCUCGAUGGCAGGAUGAGUCAGAUGGAGUGAAAACAGUGAUGACUCAGGGCCAGGACAUGUCAGAGAAGCAGCUGCUGCAGGUGGCCAAGCGGCUGGGGAAGGAGUGGAAGCAGGUGGCCAUCUUUCUAGACUUGACAUCCAGGGAGCUGGAUGACAUCCAGGCAACAGAGAAAGAUGUGACCAUGCAGAAGCUGAAGAUGCUGGUGGAGUGGAAGAGCAGAAGGCGGCCGGGAGAGGCCACGGCAAACCAACUGUGGAAAAGUGUGAGGGAACUGGAUGACUUGCCAAACGAGGUCCAUCAGACACUGCAAGACAUGAUGGACAAUCGAGCAGCUAAGUGAAAGAGAUUGGACUUAAAUGGACUGUUGGAUAUUUGCUGCUCCAUCAUCAGAAAGCAAAAGAAAAUCUCAGGAAUACAGCAAAGCAGAGUUGACCAAUGGACCAAACGUCAGCUCUUCGUCCAAUUUGUGCAUCUCUUUUGAAUAUUUUCUGGACGUGAAAGUGAAUUAUGGAUGAACUAUGAAUGGGCAUUUUCCCUGAUUUUUGUUCUAAUGUAGUCUCUUGGUUCUGUAAUGAAUACAGAAUGGACAAGCUGUACACAAGGCUUCCUUUGUGCAGCAAGAAUUUGAUGCUUAGCAUUACCAGGUUAAAUAAAUGACCAGUAGAGGUGUAGCGGUCAUUGAGAUAUAUAGUAGCUAAUUAUGUAGCCAGUAACAUAUGUAAAUGUACUGUAGGUGCUGCAGUGUUGAAACUGCAAAAAUGGGAAAAAUCCAACCUGUGUAACUUGUUUCACUUUUAAAUGUUAUGCUUUUGGGACUUUUAUGAAACAAUUAGGGAUUACAUCACAUGCAUGUGACUGUCCAAAGCAUCACAGACUGAAGUACGUUUGUGUCUCAUACAUUUUUUUAUACAUAUUUUUUUUUAACCAACUAUUUCAAACCUGUGAUCUAUUUUUUUAAGUCUGUUUUUGUAUAUUUAUAUCUGUUUGUGUUUUAUUUGACAGCUCUGAACCUGUAAAGCUAAAUGGAGUUACAAGAGGUCCUGAAUUAUGUUUAUCUUGUUUAACUUGAAUUAUGAAUCCAUUCCUGCCCACCUGUGACUGGAGCACACAUCUUAUUAAGUAUAAAUGUUGUUUGUGUGUAUUAUAAAAGUGUACACUGUGAGGGAAAAAAGAAUCACAAACAUUUGGAUUCAGAGCUGAACUAAACUAUUCUACUUGUGAGUGCAGCUGCAGCCUGGCAACAUUCAUAUAUUUUUUUAGGAGUCAUCUUUUCAAAGCUUAUUUCAUAGCUGUAGGGCUUAGAACACAAAAAAACAAACUAUACUGUAAUCAGCCUGUGGAUUUUCUAAACAUCCCGAUGUGAUUCACAGAUUUGUUUCUGUUUUGCCUAUAUUCAAAUGACGCUGUUUCCAGACCUCUCAACAAUAUUUGGGGAAAAAGCUGCAGAAAUGGCACCUGGAUUGUUGAAUCUUUUUAGGGUCUUCCAUGCCGAUAUGAUGCAGUAAUGUUUACAUUCAGACAACAAGCUGGUUUCCUUAAACAACCUACCAAUAACAUUCCAGUCCGUCCUUUUUUGCACUUGUUUUUCUAUCAUGUCUGAGUUCCUCCAGAAAAUUGUGGUGUAAUUGUAUCAAAGCAUAUGUUGACUGAAUAAAACCAGAAAAAGUUUCUAUUUA